Messenger RNA from Lodderomyces beijingensis, 1383 nucleotides. Lineage: Eukaryota; Fungi; Ascomycota; Pichiomycetes; Serinales; Debaryomycetaceae. The record is from the annotation of a GenBank genome assembly.
AUGAAGAAAAAGUCUCCAGCUACAGCCGCUGGACCAAAGCCCGGCUACUUGGCCAAGGAAGAGAUCGAGUACGAGUUUGGUGGGCCGGUUGGUGCCUUGGGCAUGAUUGUCGGGUUCCCCUUGUUGAUGUGGUACAUGUGGCUCAGUGCCGAGUAUUUUCAAGGUAAGUUGGCAUGGCCGCAGCAGGACCAGUCGUGGGGGUAUUUUUUGAUCUUGUUGUGGGAGUUGUUCAAGAUGUACGGCUUGCCCACUUUGGCCACCUGGAUGUAUUUCACCCAGUUUAUAAUUGUCCAAGGGGUGUUCUACUUGACUUUGCCCGGGGUGUGGACUAAAGGGCAGCCGCUUGCACACCGCAACGGCGAAAAGUUGCCCUAUUUUUGCAAUGCGAUAUGGUCGUUUUACACUAGUGUGGCGGUGAUGUUGGCGUUGCAUUUUUCCGGGUUGAUUCCUGUUUACUACAUGUUGGACAACUUGGGCAGGAUCAUGACCAUUGCGAUUGCUUAUGGGAUUGUGUUGUCGGUGUUGAUUUACUUGGUUAGUUUGUACAAAUUGCAUGAUUACCAGCGCAUGACUGGUAACCACAUCUACGACAUGUUUCUUGGUGCUCCGUUGAACCCCAGAAUCGGCAAGUAUUUGGACUUGAAGAUGUUUUUCGAAGUGCGGAUUCCCUGGUUCAUCUUGUUCUUUUUGAGCUUGGGGUUGUGCUUUAAGCAGUACGAGCGUUAUGGCUACGUGACUCCCCAGGCGUUGUUCUUGUUAUACGCGCAUUGGCUAUACGCCAAUGCCUGCGCCAAAGGGGAGGAGUUGAUUGUGCCGACCUGGGACAUGGCCUAUGAAAAGUUUGGAUUCAUGUUGUUGUUUUGGAACAUUGCCGGUGUGCCCUUUACCUAUUGCCAAUGCAUCUUGUUCCUUGCCUAUCAUGACCCGCUGGAGUACAACUGGUCUACCCCUUACAUGGCGUUUUUGUUUGUCACCAUUACUACGGCGUACUAUUUUUUCGACACGGGUAACCGUCAAAAGAACAGUUUCAGAAGAACCAUGGCCGGUAUUACGGGUAUCCGCAAGACAUUCCCAUAUUUGCCAUACUCGGAUUUGGUCAAUCCCAAGUAUAUCAAGUGCGAGAAUGGCUCGGUGUUGUUGACCGAUGGCUGGUAUGUCUACGCGAGAAAGAUGCACUACACGGCCGAUUACAUUCAAACAUUGACCUGGGCGUUGGUAUGUGGAACCCAAUCGUUACUUCCCUGGUUUUUCCCCUUGUUUUUCUUUAUCGUGUUGGUCCACAGAGCAUAUAGAGACCAAAGAAAAUGCGAGAGGAAAUACGGCAAGGACUGGGAUAGGUAUUUGAAAGCUUGCCCUUACAUGUUUAUUCCAUACGUGUGGUAG